AUGGAUUCAGACAUCCCAGAAGCCUUCCAGAAAGAGCUCACCUGCCUCGUGUGCCUGAAUUACCUUCUAGACCCAGUCACCGUAGGCUGCGGACACAGCUUCUGUAGGUGCUGUCUCUGUCUUUUCUGGGAGCAAGCCGAAGACCCUGCCAGUUGCCCAGUGUGCAGGCAACGAUCAGAGCAGACAAACCUCAAAACCAAUUUUCUUCUGAAAAAUCUGGUGUCCAUUGCCAGAAAAGCAAAUCUCGGUCAAUUCCUGAACUCUGAGGAACAUAUGUGUGGGACCCAUAAGGAGACAAAGAAGAUCUUCUGUGAAGCCAACAAGAGCUUGCUCUGUUUGGUCUGCUCUCAAAGUCAGGAGCACAGGGCUCACAGGCACCGUUCCACUGAAGAGGCUGCCGAGGAAUACUGGGAGAAGCUGGCAAACCAAAUGAGAUCUUUAUGGGAAAAGAUCCAAGAAAUUGAAAGAAAUCUCAAGAAAGAUGGCAGAGGAACUGACCCUUGGAUGUUUUAUGUGUAUCGAUAUGGAGACAUGAUUAGGAAAACUUAUCAGAUGGUAACUCCAUUUCUUCAGGAGGAAGAAAAUUACUACUUAAGGAGUAUUAUAAAAGAAAGCCAAAAGAUUUGCAAGCAAAUCAGAAAAAGACAAGAGGAAAUGAGUGGAAAGAAGACAGACCUCAAAGUAAUAUACAAAGAGCUCAUGAAAAUGUCCUAUAAACCAGAUGUGGAGCUGCUCCAGGAAUGGGGAGACAAACUGAAAUGGAGCGAGUCAGCACAGCUGCACAUGCCUCAGCCUCUGCUGCCAGAACUCCAUGCACGACCUAUCACUGGGCUGAUGGACUGGCUUAACCGCUUCCGAGUAAAUAUUGCAUUCAAUAAUGAAGUAAGCAGCCAGCACUUCAGGCUGUUUGAUGACGUGAGAAGUUUGAAGUAUGAGCAUGACAGCCUCUGUGUGUCUUUGGAUGGCAGAACAUCGAGGUAUUUUGCUGCAUGGGGAUCCCGGGGCUUCACCUCUGGCAAACAAUACUGGGAGGUGGAUGUGGACGGCUCUUGGGACUGGGCUGUAGGCGUCUGUAAGGAUUCCUGGACAAGGAAGGAUGACGGCAUACUGAAGGAAUCCAACAGGGACAGCUUUCUCCUUGUGUGUGUGAAGGAGGAUCAUCAUUACCGUCUCUGGACCACCACCCCGACCGCUCCUCUGUACAUAGAGAAACCUCUGGGCAGGGUUGGCGUGUUCCUUGAUUUUGACAGCGGGAGUAUGAGUUUUGUGGAUGUUGCCAAGCGCUCCCUCCUUUGGAGGUACGAGGAUGGCCUGUUCACUUCCCCUGUCAGGCCUUUCAUUUGCACUGGCCACACGUUAUUACAAAAUAUUCGGUAUGGUUCCGUGUGCUAUCAGGACCUAAAUAUUUUAAUGUAUGUGAAACAUCAUAAAACAUCACUGAUGUGCUCCCCGAGGAGCGGCGGGGCGGCACACAGGCACAGGAGGAGAACGAGGCGGGGAGUCGCCGCUUUCCAAACACUCUCCGGGGGGCUGUGCGCGACGCCCGCCACCGGGAGUCCGGACCCGGCUGCCCGCGGCCCCUUCCCUCCCGCGCCCGCAGCCCGGGAACAAAGUUGCCGAGAGCCAGCGGGCCGAGGGCGCAGCGGGGCGGCGCUCUGGCCGCUCUGCGCGCGCCGCUUGGGGGCGGCGGCGGCGCGGCCCGAGGGGAGGCAGCAGCAGUUGGUGGGCUUGGCCGAGCGCAGUAGACGUAACCUCGGCGCGGCGGGAACGGCGGCCUAG
Balaenoptera musculus (blue whale) is the source of this 1779-nucleotide messenger RNA. Its product is annotated as tripartite motif-containing protein 43-like. The coding region runs from base 1 to 1779 and encodes 592 amino acids. Gene Ontology annotation, molecular function: protein binding; zinc ion binding. The transcript is spliced from 7 exons. Lineage: Eukaryota; Metazoa; Chordata; Mammalia; Artiodactyla; Balaenopteridae. The record is from RefSeq and is a predicted model, not a curated record.